AUGAAAUCAAACAAAAAUAAUUUAGCUCAUGCUAAAAGAUUCUCUGUUUGGACAGUCAAAGAAAUUACAUACUUGAAAUUAGCUUAAGAAUGUAAUAUUCCUGCAAAUGUUAUAUUGAUUUUUAUUAAUAAUGAUGAAUUAGUUAAAAAAUAUAGCCAAUUAUAAUUAAGACUUCUGAUUUUUAUUAACAUAAGUAAGAAGUUAAAAAAAUAACUAAGUCAAGAAGAUAAAGAGACAGCUAAAUAAAAUAAUAAUACUAAGAAUACUAAUCUAAAUAUUAUUUACAUAAUUAUUUAAUAAAAUUAACAAUGGAAAAAUACCAGGAAUCAAAGGUGA
Paramecium pentaurelia is the source of this 336-nucleotide messenger RNA. Lineage: Eukaryota; Ciliophora; Oligohymenophorea; Peniculida; Parameciidae. The record is from the annotation of a GenBank genome assembly.